AUUUUACAGUCGGUAAUUUUUUAGUAAUGGCUGGUUUUGCGCCAGAAAUUCUUGUGGAACAAGACGAAUGGCACCGCUUAAACGAUGAUUUAAAACACCACGGCCUUCUCCCAUUGGAUAUUCGUCUUUCAGAUUCUGGUGAAAUUUUCCUGGGAUCAAGAGAAUCAAGUCGAUUACGUCAUAUACUAAUUACUCUUCUAUCAGACACCGACAGAAGGCAAAAAUUAGUUCAUGAAUUACUUGUAACAAAUCAACAAUUAAGAACUGAUAUACCGGAACGAGAUAACGUACUUGUUGCAUAUAAGAGGAAAAUUGAACAAUUAGAAGAACAGUUGGACAAUCAUGAAGGCUUAAGGAAGGACACCGUUAAACUCAAAACUCUUGAAGACGCAAUUGAAACUGCUGAAAGAAGAGUUAAACGAGCAAGGGGUAAAGCAAACGAACUUCAACAGGAAUUAAAUGAUAUAUAUUCAAAAUUGGAUGUUAAUACAUCGGAUGAGGCUAACUGCGCUUUGGACGCUCUCCUAAAACUCGCUACAGAAAUACGGUCGGAAUUUGAUGAUGAACCGAGGAAAAAACAUACAGUUUGGUGCAAUAAAACAGUUCACAGAUUAACUUCCAGAAUAAGUCAGAUGCAAGCUGACUAUCAACUGCAUAAAUCGGCUCUUGAUUCAGUAUGCUGUAGGUACUUGCCAAAAAUCAAACCGGAUUCAUCGAAACAGGCAUUACACGUCAUCAAAUUAAUUGAAGAAGAGGGUCGGAAACAUAAAAGAUCUUUGAACGAUAUACCUGAAAAUGUUACUCGACAAGUAAUUCUUCAUUUCAUGGAGGUUUUCAAUAUUCGUGACUUUGGUGGAAUUUACACAGCUAUCAAUAGUUUGUAUACAAAGACUUCCGAAUAUACAAAUGUAUUGAAUGCUCUAGCAAGAACAUUAGGUCUGGAUGAAGAUAUUUCCCCAUUCCAGAUAGUAGAUUCUGUUGCUGAUUUGGUUGAUAUAGCAAAUGAUGCUGCUGCCAAGCGUGUAUGCGAUGCGCUUGGUGUCACAGAUAUUGAAGAUGCAACAGCGAAGAUACGAGAACAACAAGCGUUUCUUCCAACUUUUAGGAAUAUCAUUAAACAGCUCAUUAGUAUUUUAAGAUUACAAACUAUGGAGGAAAUAGUACCAGCCGUUAGAGCCCUGAAACUCUUGGCUUCUUGAACAUCAAGUGACAAGAAACUCUUCACAUAUCAGGAAAAAACGAAAAAUAGUUAUAAAAUACGGACAAUAUUAUUUUUCACAAGGAUUGUAGUUUAAAUAGAGAUUGUAAUUUACUUUAUAUUUACAAUGCAGUUGAAUAAAACGAAAGAUGAUAUAUCAA
Messenger RNA from Dimorphilus gyrociliatus, 1359 nucleotides. Lineage: Eukaryota; Metazoa; Annelida; Polychaeta; Dinophilidae. The record is from the annotation of a GenBank genome assembly.